AUGGCCGCCUUUGACUGUCUCGAAAAAAAAACAAAAGCAUACCUCGUGCGAGAUAAAGGCACGCAAGAAGGUUCCCCUUUAAAUUAUCUAGUCAAUGCGACAAUUGACACAGCGCAGCCCGCAAUAAAUUGUCACACGGUUGCGACUUACUUCCUGGAUGGUAAUUCAACAAACACGAUUACGAGUGCGACACCGUGUUCGACACUUGUCCGAGCUCUGCAGGUAGGGUUUCUACUACUCGUAGUGUUGUUCGGCGUCUGUCGGCCAGAGACUUGGCGCUAUCCUACGCCGGGUCCGGAUGGAAACGUUGGUCAACCCGAAAACUGGGGAGGAAGCUGCGAUCUUGGCCGGCGGCAGUCGCCCAUUGACAUCACCUACAAGGCAUCGGUAAAAGGUGCCUACACGGAAUUUAUCUUUCAAAACUAUGAUAAGCUGUUUGAGGAUGUCUCGCUGGUUAAUACUGGCCAUACGAUUCAGAUCAACCCGUCAGACACUUCCAUAGCCAUCUACGGUGGCGGUCUGCGUAGCAAAUACAUCCUCGAGCAGAUGCAUUUCCACUGGAACUCGGAGCAUACAAUCGAGAGCACACGGUACGCACUGGAACUCCACCUGGUUCAUCGUCACUCUCGGUACGAAUCGAUCUCCGAAGCGUCAGCCGUCAAAGCCGGCAUCGCAGUUCUAGCCGUUUUGUUCUACGUGAACGAACACCCAAAUCUGGCGAUCGAAGCUAUUCUUAAUUCGACCGUGCCAGUAAAAACGAUAAUCGACAAGAAGGUUCCGCUCCGCGGAGAAUUUGCUCUGGAUGACAUGAUGCCCAAGAAUCGUACGGUUUACUUCCGUUACGAUGGUUCGCUGACAACCCCAGUUUGUGCUGAAUCGGUUGUGUGGACGGUGUUCCCCGAAUCCUUACCAAUUUCUAUAGGUCAAGCGGAAAGCUUUAAAACUGUUCACGACUUGGAUGAUAAAGAACUACUGCUGAACUAUCGACCUAUACAACCGCUGAACGCCCGUGCCUUAGUGUUGGUUUCCGAAACGGAAAUCUUAGACAGUGGAUCGAUUCGUACAGCGGCGUCACACGUCUUGAAGCUGAUACUAGGGGCAACCUGGAUGAUGCUUAUAUCCCGUUACCGGAUUUAGAUUUAAAACAAAAAUACUUCCAAUAUUAGACUGAUAUUUAUAGCCGGUUUGGUUUCAUACGUGAAUAAAAACAAAACUGGUGACACGCGUCCCGUGAAUCUAGAUAGAAAAUCAUAAAUUAGUGCAAUAAAAAGUAAUAAAAGCGAAGUACAUCGAUAGAACUGUCUCGCCAUGCAAGACCGACGUAUGUACGUGAUUCGGUCGGUCACUUCAAUAAAAUCAC
This is a messenger RNA of Wyeomyia smithii (pitcher-plant mosquito), 1360 nucleotides long. RefSeq names its product putative carbonic anhydrase 3. Gene Ontology annotation, cellular component: cytoplasm. The coding region runs from base 1 to 1137 and encodes 378 amino acids. The transcript is spliced from 4 exons. Gene Ontology annotation, molecular function: carbonate dehydratase activity; zinc ion binding. NCBI's taxonomy places the organism in Eukaryota, Metazoa, Arthropoda, Insecta, Diptera, Culicidae. The record is from RefSeq and is a predicted model, not a curated record.